Messenger RNA from Trametes versicolor FP-101664 SS1, 1998 nucleotides. Its product is annotated as acyltransferase ChoActase/COT/CPT. The transcript is spliced from 9 exons. The record is from RefSeq and is a predicted model, not a curated record. Bases 1 to 1998 code for a protein of 665 amino acids. Lineage: Eukaryota; Fungi; Basidiomycota; Agaricomycetes; Polyporales; Polyporaceae. Gene Ontology annotation, molecular function: acyltransferase activity.
AUGCAGGCUCCCGUUCUCUCUGCUCAGACUAGGGCUGCUUCCCGGACCUCUACGCCUUCUUUACCUCGUCUGCCUGUGCCCGAUAUGCACACGACGCUCCAGAAGUACCUGAGGUCUCUUGAGCCCAUCCUUUUGGAGGAUGAAGCACGUGGAGGCACCGACUUCAGGACUGCUUACGCCGCGCGCGUGAAGCUCGUGGAGGAUUUUGAGCACGGAUUGGGCCCUACAUGUCAGGAGAGGCUGCAAGAACUCAACAAAAACUCGCCCAACAACUGGCUGGACGACGGUAUAUGGCUCAAGAAAGCAUACCAUGAAUGGCAAGCCCCACUCAUCGUCAACUCGAACUGGUGGUUAGCCUUGGGGGACGAUCCUGUCAUUCCUUCCUCCGUCCGUUUCCCCACGAGCACAGUCGACCACUGCACACUAUGGCAAAUCCGGCGAGCUGCAUGGCUUGCGCAUCGUGUUCUAGACUUCAAAACGCGAUUGGAACGGCAAGAGCUCUACCCAGAUACGACGCGAACAGGCACGCAUCGUCUUUGGUUCCGUCACUCGGCCCUGCAGGCGUUCAACACUUGCCGCAUCCCUCAGCGCGAAUGUGACCGUUUCCUGCCGCGUCCGACCGCGUCCGACUCGGACGGCCGCAAGAUACUGGUCAUGGUCGCCGACUGGAUGUAUGCGGUCGAAGCUAUCGCUCCCAGCGGCGACCCCAUACCUGCUGCGGCGAUUGAGAGAAGGUUGCGUGCUAUAGUCUCCGAUGCAGAAUCCCGCCAGAAACGAGGAGAGUGUGCAGUUCCUUUGAGCGUACUCACGACAGACGACCGGGAUCGCUGGGCAGACAACCUCGCACACCUCUUGUCCCUCUCGCCUGCCAACCGCUCCAUAUUCACCACGAUCACGAACAGCGCCAUUGCCGUCAGCUUAGACAACUACGCUUACGACCUCCCCAAGUCCCAGCGCACGUCCGACCCAGACCUCACCGCGCACCUGCACAACAUCCGCUCCGGCCACAACGACCGUCCGGGACACAACAGGUGGUACGACAAGGCAUUCACGCUCAUCGUCGAGGCGAACACGCGCGCAGGCGUCCUCGGGGAGCACUCGCCGGUUGAUGCACUAGUGCCGAGCAUCAUUGCGGACUAUGCGAUCGUGCAAGGGGUGGACGAGGCCGCGUUCCCUAGCGCCCUCCAUGCCGACGAUUCCUCGGUGCAGUCUGGAGACGCUGCCGGAGGCUAUCUUGUGAGCGGAUGGGAACGUCUGGACUGGGUUGUGGAUGCGAAGAUCGAGGCCGAGUGCGCCGAGGCGGCUCGGAGGGCAAAAGCGAUCGUCGAUGACUCGGACAAUGACGAGCUCGUGUUCGACGCAUACGGGGUUGACUGGAUCAAGGAAGCCCGCCUGCCGCCCGACGCGUACAUCCAGAUGGCGUUGCAGCUCGCAUGGUACCGCACGCGCGGGGAGUUCACCGCGACGUACGAGACCGCGCUCACGCGGCUCUUCAAGCACGGCCGCACCGAGACGAUCCGCACGCUCUCGACUGACAGCCGCGCGUGGGUCCUCGCCAUGGCAGAUCCGUCCACCUCCAACGACACGCGCUUCGUGCUUCUCCAGCGCGCACUGCAGACACACUCGCAGCUGACGCGCGAGGCGGCCACCGGGCGCGGGAUCGACCGCCACUUGCUCGGGCUGCGGCUCAUGCUCCGCGCGGACGCGGGCGAGCACCAUGCACUCUUCGAGGACGAGCUCUUCGCACGGAGCCAGGAGUGGAAGCUGAGCACGAGCGGCCUCAGUGCAGGGUACCAGUUCCGUGGGACCGGGUUUGGGGCUUCAUAUGAGGACGGGUACGGGAUCAACUACAUGCCUGCACCUGACCUUAUUAGGUUUGGCAUUGAGUCCAAGCACUCCUGUUCAAAGACAAGCACACAGGGUUUCAAGACAGCAAUUGCUGAUGUGCUAGAGAAUAUGAGGACACUAUGCACACCUACUUUACAAGCACAUUUAUAG